Cantharellus anzutake is the source of this 1052-nucleotide messenger RNA. RefSeq lists its product as uncharacterized. The annotation marks the transcript as partial. The transcript has 5 exons. The record is from RefSeq and is a predicted model, not a curated record. NCBI's taxonomy places the organism in Eukaryota, Fungi, Basidiomycota, Agaricomycetes, Cantharellales, Hydnaceae.
ACAUCCUUCUUGUCUGUCUUCGGCUCUGCCUGGUUGGACUCAAUCACUGAAGCACACAUUAUGACCAGUUUCCAUGUAACUGGGGUCUACCCAUUUGAUCCCACAGUAAUCCAUCCAUGUCAGCUUGCCCCAAGUAUUGAACAUUCCACUCAUGCUGAUCUCCCCUUACCUGUUACAUCCCCUGUUAAACGGAUGAUAGACAACACACCUUCCCCACUUGAUGACUCCCAGAACCCUCGGAUGUACCUUGAUGGUCAGAACGGUGGAAGUGAUGAGAAUGACAAUGAUGAUGGGGACGAUCAGCCAAUAAUCAACCCAUUGAUGUGUGUGACACAUCGGCAGCAAUCAGAUCUCCAAUCAUCGUGCUGCCUGGGGUCACCAAUGGCACAUUCUCAAGCAAAGAAGCGCGUGCUGGAUGAUCUAGAAUGCAUCAUGUCAUUGUCAUCAUCGUCUAAUUUCAUCGUCUCAACUGAACCACUUUCUUCGACAUUUAAACUCCCAGAGCGGGUAUAUGGUGAUGGCAGAAGCCUCCGAAACAUCCAAUGGGGCCUUGCUGAGGACACUAACGAGGGCCGGGCCCUGACAGACACGGAAUAUGAGAAGAAAACUCGUGAAGAGCUGAUUGCUGAAUUGGAUUAUGUGACAAGCGCUCUUCUUUCCCGUGAGGAGGGAGAGAAAAACAAGGAGGAAGGUGGUCGGAUCAAAGGUGUGUUUGGGCAUGUGGUGACACAUGAGGGAUUUAUUCAGCAGCAGAGUGAUCGAGCCAAGAAGAGGGAAAUGGAGGAUGCGGUGGAGAAGGCAAAGAAGGAGGUGCAGAAGGGCUGGGAGGAAUUUCAGAGACACCAGAAAGCCGGUGAGGCAGCAUGGAAAGUGCAGAAGGAACAGCUGCAAGCGCUGAAACAGAAGGUGCCAAAAAAGCCAAAAGCGGUCACAAAAAAAGACUGGAUGGCAGAAAAUUAUCCUCAGUUGGUAAUUUCGCCAUCGGAUACAGUGAAAGAGUGUGGAAAAGGAGUGGAGGAACCCAUCUGCGACGCCGAUGAGCAGUGAACGGG